Molecule: messenger RNA, 2356 nt
Organism: Temnothorax curvispinosus
Lineage: Eukaryota; Metazoa; Arthropoda; Insecta; Hymenoptera; Formicidae
Product: F-box only protein 33
Exons: 7
Coding region: 154-1881 (575 amino acids)
Biological process (GO): positive regulation of protein ubiquitination; SCF-dependent proteasomal ubiquitin-dependent protein catabolic process
Cellular component (GO): SCF ubiquitin ligase complex
Molecular function (GO): protein binding
Source: RefSeq, a predicted model, not a curated record
UGUGAGAUCUGCGACGCGACAGUUGGGGGACGAGCGAGGAGCGAGACGAGCGGGGGCCGGGGGCGAGCGUGAAGCGACAAGAGUGAGGAGCUCGGGGAAGUCGCGAUCGCGAGUUCGGUGCGUGCACACAUCGGCUCGCGUUUACAUACAUAUAUGUAUAUAUAUAUGCCCGUCUCGGCUGUGAACGGCGCGCCCGUGGCCGCGCUCGGCGACAGCGACAGGUCGAACGGCGCGACGGAUGGCUCGCGAUAUCGGCCGAUCGGCUGGUUGGACAUGAUGCGCGCCUGCGACGACACGUCCGAUGUACGAUUGGAGACUUUGGAGAGGUUCAGAGCAGCGACGGCGACGGCGGCGAGCGGCGCCGUCGCGACCGCGUCGGGCAACGGGGACGCGGACACGACGGCGGAGGAGGCCACGUCGAGGAAGUGCGAGGGACAGCUGUCUAUGCUGUGCGCAGCGAACAGCUGUUCGUCCUGCAAGCCUGCGUGCCGUACGUCAGAAAUGGCGCAGAAGGAUCACGGCUCGUCCUGGGCUAAUCUGCCCACCGUUAUCUUGCAGGAGAUAUUCACGUAUUUGUCACACGACACCAGGAUAAGAGCCUCCCAGGUGUGCAAAAAUUGGAGAUGUACCUUGUUCCACCCAAACUUCUGGAAAAAAAUCACUUUUGUGUUCAGAGAUCAAGACAGCGUUGUGUGGGCCCGGUUCUUGGCAAAUCGUUUCGCUCUGAGUGUGCACGAAGCUACCAUUCGUUGGGAUAUACCUAGAUAUGUCAAUUGCAUAGGUGAAACGUACAGGCUCUUGAAGAAACUAGGCCAAAAUAGACAAUUGAGAAAAUUGUUCUUGGAAUUCAAUAGUAAUACUUAUGAUCUAUCCUUUGACAACGAGGACGACAGUAACUACAAAAGUUCCGCAUCAUUAGUAAAGUGUGUGGUAAAUAUUAUUGAGACCUCUAAUUGCCUGGAGACCCUGAGUCUGGGAUGCAGGGAAGAGUUGAUAAUGAAUUUGUCUACGAUUUUGGAACCCCUCCGUCUUCAUCACGCCAAACAUUUGACACACCUCAGUCUGGCAUCCAUCAAGGACGAUCCUGAUUAUUAUGACUUCUUCGAGCUUGAUAACUCUAUUUUUAAUUCAUUUAUCAGAUUGUCUAUCUUAACUCUGGAUUAUGAGUAUGUCAGUGAUACUUUGUUGGAAGCGUUAGAUAAUGGAUGUAUGCAGAGACUUGUGAUCCAUAUACAUGGCUGGAAAGAGGAUUAUCCAGGAACAACAAAUAUGGCCUGGCAAAUGUUUGUUCAAAAAAAUCCACAGUGUGAAUUAAGGCUCAAUCUUAUACAUUCUUACGCCGGCGUUAAGGUUUUGGAUACUGACAUAUUCUGUCCUGCUAUGCCAUUGACACACUUACAAGUUCUGUUCUGUGAAAACAUUAAUAUCAGAGCGCUACAUCGAUUAUCAAUGUGGUAUGCGCAUACGCUGAAAUCAUUGACGUGGAUAGACUCGAUAGAUCGCAAGCAGCAUAUGCCAUCCACAUUUGAUUCAAACGAUCCAACUAGUCCAGACUCUUUGGUGUUGGUGGCAUGGAAGUGUACUAAACUUACGAAGAUGGUGUUCCUCGGUCAUAAAUAUUACCAAGAGAAUCUGUUGGCCAUCGCGCGUCUCAGAGGCAGCACCCUUAAAUUAUUGGUAUUUGCAAAAAGUGAUAUUACCUCUGAUUUUGAAUUGUGGCGUCACAAUCAAGCUGAAAGCAUCAGACAUGAAAUUCGAGAUAUAAUGGGUCCACAUUGGAUGCCCUUGGAUGACUCAGACCUACCAAUGGUAAUACUGAAUCCUUUCAAAGGCGAUAGUAGAGAAGUGAUUAUGCCAUUGGUUCUUAGUGAUCAAAAAUAAUUCGCGACAGAAGCCAAGGAAAAUCUCUAUUCAGUGUGAUUAUAUCCAAAAACCAUUUCUGAGCCACCGAUAUUCUGAGAAGUAAUGUUAUCAAAUUACAUCUUAUUCUUCUACGAGAUUUUUUUUUUAAACGAGGGUGAAACAUCGAACAGCGAAUACGCAGUAUAAGUUCGAAAUCUCAUUGUCAACGGCGUUAUCGUUUUCCGAGUUGGGAAUUCUGGGCGCAAUGUGUGAGAGAUACGGAGAGAUAAGCGCACACAUAAUUUUCUCCUCGUUUACAAUAUUUCUAUCGGUUAUUAUAUGAAUGUGAUAAAUUGUAGUCAAACUAGAUCUACUUUUGACUUGUUGAUGAUAUAUCUGAUGCAAAUUACAACACAUUUGCAAACAGUGAGACGAUCUCUUCAACCAAGAGACGAUCUCUCCAGUGAUUUAUAUGCACUAUAGUUUUCUUCUUAUGGAAAACCAUGAGUCGCGC